This is a messenger RNA of Trichoderma aggressivum f. europaeum, 2850 nucleotides long. RefSeq lists its product as uncharacterized. Gene Ontology annotation, molecular function: protein heterodimerization activity; histone binding. Bases 1 to 2850 code for a protein of 949 amino acids. NCBI's taxonomy places the organism in Eukaryota, Fungi, Ascomycota, Sordariomycetes, Hypocreales, Hypocreaceae. The record is from RefSeq and is a predicted model, not a curated record. Gene Ontology annotation, cellular component: nucleus. The transcript has a single exon.
AUGGAACCGCCGGCAAAGCGCCGCCGCAUGAGCCAGUGGCUGUUGGACAAAGAGAAUGCCGACGAAGACGAUGAGCUCGCCUCUCAGCCUUUCGAGGUUGAGGCUAAGCGAGAUCCAGAUUACAAGCUUUCCGUCGAAAGAGCUUUUGCAGACCAGCGAUUCCAGGUUACCAUGGCGCAUAUCUUCGAAAAGUAUGGCCGUGACUUCGAAGGCAUUGGCGACGAGAUCGAUCUUGUGACAGGCGAGAUUGUCGUUAACAACGGCCAUGUUCGCAAUAUGCGCGACGAAGGAGACGUCGGAGACGGUCUAGCAGGCGAUCUCGCGGAUGAAGAGGAUGACGAGGACGAAGGAAUUUUGUUGGAAGAUUUUUUUGAUGACGAAGAGGAAUAUGGAGACGAGGGGAGGGGAGAAAAGAGGCAGGAUGGCUUUGGAGCGAAAGCUCAGAAUAGAAACGAUACGGACGACGACGAGGAAGAUCGGAUAAUACAGGGCCGCGAGGCGUCGCGCGAUUCACAUUCUACAGCCCUUGUGCUGGGAUCAUCGUCAAGAAACACGCUGGACGUUUCUAGAGCAGUCGCACGCAACUCGCUAUGUGCAGCGCAGGGUUUUGCGCCUCCCACGGAGCUACCCUUUGCUUCCUCUCCGUUCUCGUUUGACCGAUCACCAUUCGCCAUGGAACCUUGGGGCUUCCCCGGCCAGUACUCUGAUCCAUUAUGGGACAAGCCCGAAUUAUUUGCAGUCCAUCAGCCACAAAAGCAACAAUUACCGAUCAAACCAAGUCGAUAUAAUUUCCCCAAGCAGAAUGGCGAAAGCUCAAUCUGGGCGCCCAAUUCGAAAUUCCGAGACAAUGAAGAUGAACCCCUUCCAUCAGCAUUCACGAACACUUUUGGCAAGCAUUUGCUUAUAGGGAGGAGGAAAAUCAUUAGACAUCCUUUGCUGCCGCCGCCUACGAAGCCUGUGGAUGAUGAGGGCAGGAGAGAAGAGGAGGAAGAGGAGGAAGAUGAAGAUGUGAUUUUGACCGGGAAAAUAUAUAAAGAAAAGCAAAUUGCCAAUGACAGCCCAGCAGAGCCUGCUAGGCAGAGCAAUAAUUUGCAACAAUCCAAGAGCCUAGCGAGGAAAGAGGCCGAAGAAAGGGGAGGGGAGGGCACUUCGAGUGACAGCGGCUACAAGUCCAUGGGAAGCGCUCGGAGAGGCAGAAAGAGAAAACAGAGGUCAGGCGAAGACUUGACAAGGAAUGAGGCUUCGGUUACACCCUCUGGCGGUUUAAAGAAGGCCUCUGAUCCACAACCCAACAAGCUUUCGCACAAAGCCAAAGAACCGGACCAAAAGGCAUCGCUUAUUGAACUACCUGACGAGGCUGAUGGACGAAGGCGCUCUGGACGGACGAGGAAACAGGUUGAAUUCCUGAACAAGAUUUCCUGGGCUGAAGCGUUGGCAGAGCGAAGCGCCGAAAAACACGACUCAUAUCACGAAAAUGGGGAAGCUGAAGGGUCUGAAUCAGCCCAAGAAUGUGAAGAACAUCGUACCUUGUCGGAGCCAGAGACUGAUUGCAUCCCGGACUCUGCUGACGAAGAGGAGGAAGAAGAAGGAGAAGAAGGAGAGAAUGGCGAUUCAACCCCCCCAGUUGAUUUGUCUACUUCACACGAAAGCGAAGUUCGCCAACCGGAAAUUGCUAAUCAUUCUCGUGCGCAAGUGUCGGCUGGGUUUCUCCACAAACCUGUCGAUUCAGGUUGCCUUCUUUCGGACGACGAAGCCCCAACCGUGUUGUCCAAGUCGAGGAAAUCUGCUCCCCGACAUAUACCAGACAACACACUUCCACUACGCGAGAUUCACAGUGUCGAGGCGAAUUCGAGAGUGGAAGCCAGCUCUUCAGAUGUUGGCAAAGAAAGGCUGCCAAGCUAUUCUCUCAAAAAGCGCAUGACUACAAAGAAUGCCAUUAUAGACUCGUCUCCCACCGCGCAUAAGAGAAGCAUUGCACACCUGGAAAUUCCAUCGGAAGAAUCCAUCGGCUUGGCAUCAUUAUCCUCUUCUCCCACUCGCUUCUUCUCUCGAAUCACCCUCGACGUAUCCCUAGAUGAUACGCCUCAGCCCUUAGAAGCCUCAGCAAAGAAGGCAAGGAAUCAGUCUACGGUCAUUCCGCCUUCAAGCUCACCCGCUAGUGAAGACUCGAAAGAUAUAACAUCUACGCAGAAGAGACGCCUCUCAAAACAGCCAGUGAAGCAUAUCACCGCCGUCACCGUCAUUGAUGAUAGCUCUUAUGAAACAUUCGACGACCUCUCUCAUACCGAAUCUUCGCCACUCACUAAGACUUCGCUGCGCGUCGAGCCAGCCCUUCCAUCUCCUCGACGCACUGUCUCGCCUCCUGAGGUGGUAAAUCAGACACUCGCACAAUCUCCCUCAAAAGGGUCUUCAAAUUCUCCGUCGAAAUCCCCCUCAAAGAGCCCUUCAAAACGCGACUCGCAGUUGACCUCCACCAUGGAGGUCGACAAGCCCUUGCCAUCAUUGAGCAAUCCACCCCGGACGCCCCGUCGACAUCGCUCCUUGAAGGUUCCUUCUUCUCGACAUUCCAUCCUAUCUUUGCUAUCCGAUGAUGAGGACGAGGGUAUUGACGAGCUGGGCCGCAACUUGACUGCGGUGCCCAAGUUGCCGAGUUCCGCGGCGCAGACGACUGCGCGCAAAAUGUGGAAACCUAGCUCCCGUACUAGAGAGGUGUAUCACACUCCGGUCAAGAAAAGGCCGUCUGAGCCCGUCAGUCCCGGUAGUAUUAUCAAGACGCCUGGUGGCACACUGAGGGCGUGCGGGUUGGAUGGAUAUAGAUGCGGACGAGAUUUCUGUUUUACGUGUCUAUAG